This is a messenger RNA of Schistocerca nitens (vagrant locust), 903 nucleotides long. RefSeq lists its product as uncharacterized. The transcript is spliced from 2 exons. Gene Ontology annotation, molecular function: DNA binding. The coding region runs from base 20 to 895 and encodes 291 amino acids. NCBI's taxonomy places the organism in Eukaryota, Metazoa, Arthropoda, Insecta, Orthoptera, Acrididae. The record is from RefSeq and is a predicted model, not a curated record.
CGCACGUGAAUACACGUCCAUGCCUCUAUCAGCUUGGCGUUCGAUCCACGACAUGUCUGUGGAGGGAACUUUGCGUUUCAUAGAGUCAUACCAUCGAAAGAAUGUUUUGUGGGACGUUAAUAAUAAGUAUUACAAUAACAGGCAAGUGAGGAUUAACGCUUUGAGUGAGUUAGGGAACGAAUUUAAUUUGAGUAUUUCGGCUGUGAAAAAUAAAAUUAAAAGCCUCCGCUCGUAUUUUGCCAAGACGCACCAGAAAGUGAUGAAAAAGAAGAGUUCGGGAGAAGAAGAGUCGGCAUGGUUCGCUUACAAGCCAUUGCUGUUCAUUUUGGACGGUGUAGGUACAAAACAAACCAGUGACUCUGACGAGGAGGACACGACCGUGGAGACGGACAUCUACAGCGAUACAUUCGAAGUCAUUGAUGAAGGCGAAACUGAUCACAGCAACGCUGAUGUGGUGAAUGAACUUUGUACGCCUUCUGUGUCCUUUGUCACUUCUGUGGCGAAACCAGAACCAAGAAUGAAGAAAAUUAAAUUGGAUCCCAUUGCUCGACAGAAAGAUCCAUUACACAUAACCCACUCAUUUUCGGAGAGGUCUAGCAGCAAAUCAGAGCAAGAAAUCCCAACAAUUGUUAAAGUGUGGUGUGAAAAACUAUUAACUCUGGACCCUCAGCAGAGGAUAUUUGCUGAAAAAGCAAUUAAUGAUGUGCUUUUUGAGGCUUCCCUUGGUACGCUGCAUAGACAUUCAGUGACAAUAAACAGCAGCCCUUUGCUGAGUAGUCCUUCAGCUUCAUCACCAAGAAAAACAUUCUGUGCUUCAUGUUCCGCCUCAUUGACAGUAGGAACUAAAGAGUCCUCUCAAAAGGCUAAGGAUACUGAAAAAGACAGUACAUCUUAAAUUUCCAA